AUGGCGUCCGGACUUGUCGCCCCGCAUUCGGGUGUAACUGAUGAUCCUCUUGUCUGGAUUGAUUGCGAGAUGACAGGGCUGAACCCAGACACGGAAGAAAUUAUUGAAAUAUAUUGCAUUAUCACCACGGGAAACCUGGAAGUGAUGGACCAAGAAGGCUAUCACGCAGUCAUUCACCUUCCUGCCGCCCGGCUGGACCAGAUGGAUGAAUGGUGUACUCGCACACAUGGCAACUCUGGACUGACCGGUGCCGUUCUGGCAUCAACGACAACGCCGGAAGAGGCUGCUGAUGGGCUGUACGACUACAUUAGAAAGUUCAUACCCGAAAAGCGCAAAGCUUUGCUCGCCGGGAACAGCGUCCAUGCUGAUAGAGCGUUUUUGCGUAAACAGCCUUACGACAAGGUAAUCGAUCACCUACACUACCGUAUCCUGGACAUAAGCGCCAUCAAGGAAGCUGGUCGGAGGUGGUGUCCACGGGAGGUGAUGGACCAGGCGCCUGCAAAGAAGGGAAGACAUUUGGCCAGAGACGAUAUUCUGGAGAGUAUAGAAGAGGCCAAGUAUUAUCGGGAUGCUAUUUUUCGGCGAGGAUUGUAA
Messenger RNA from Pochonia chlamydosporia 170, 594 nucleotides. RefSeq names its product RNA exonuclease Rex2. The record is from RefSeq and is a predicted model, not a curated record. NCBI's taxonomy places the organism in Eukaryota, Fungi, Ascomycota, Sordariomycetes, Hypocreales, Clavicipitaceae. The transcript is spliced from 2 exons. The coding region runs from base 1 to 594 and encodes 197 amino acids. Gene Ontology annotation, molecular function: nucleic acid binding; 3'-5'-RNA exonuclease activity. Gene Ontology annotation, cellular component: mitochondrion.